UAAUCAAUGGGACUAACCAAAGAUUAUACAAGGUUUAUACCAAAUGGUGAUCCUUUUGGGCUAAUUGGUUCACCGGAUUCUUGUUUACGCUAUGUAACAAUCAACGGAAUUAUGGAUAAAUAUGUUGCCACCAGUGGCCUUCAACAUAUCAACAUUUGGGACACAAAAACGCAACAAUUAAUUUACACUCUUGGUUCGGGCUCUUCAAUGAUCACUUAUUUUAAUGUUAAUUCUGUUAAUGAACCUUUAAUUGCUAUUGGUCGUAGUGAUGGCUCCAUUCAAUUAGUUAAUUAUGUUACCUCUGAAUUGAAAGUUACUCUUAAUGGACACAAGGGAAACAUAACCUGCCUCUCAUUUGAUCCGAUUAACAUGAGACUUGUUUCUGGGGCUGUUGAUACAACCAUAAUUGUUUGGGACAUUGUCAAUGAAUCUGGUCUGUUCAAGCUUAAAGGACACAAGAAUCUAAUCACUCAAGUUAAAUUCAUGAAAUUACACAAUUGUAUCAUUUCAAGUUCCAAAGAUGGAACCAUCAAAUUCUGGGAUCUCGAAACUCAGCAUUGUUUCAAAACAUUUAUCGCUCAUAGAAAUGAAGUUUUAGAUUUUAUUCUUUUCAAAAAUGAUACCAGAUUGAUUACUGGAAGCGACGAAUUCAAGGUUUGGAAGAUUAGUCUUCGAUCUGAUGAAGAUGUAGCAAAGGAAAACAAUCAAUCAGAUGAAGACGAAGAUGACGAUGAAGUAGAAGACAGUGAAAAUAUCAAAGACGAAACUAGUAUGUUCAAAGUUGCUUCUUAUGGGUCAAUUCUUAGAGCCAACGGUAGCCGUUUUCGAGGAUUCAGUAUGGACAAAAGUGAACGGUUCAUCUUAUGCUAUGGAAUGGAUGCUCAUGUUGAAUGUUUCAAGAUUCGAAAUGAACAAGAGAUCAAAAAACGUUUACAAAAGAAAGAGAAAUCCCGUCGUAAAAGAGCAGCAACAAACGCUGAGCAAAAUGUAGAUGAGACCAACGAAGAAUCAUCAACCAUUACCCUUAAAGAAGAGAUCGAACGACUUGAAGUAUUUAAAGCUAAUGGUCGAGUUAAAUUCUGUGAUAUAUUUAUCCAAAAAAACGCUGCCAAAGUGACCCUUUUAUUGGGUAACAAUGUCAUCGAAAUGUAUUCAUAUAAUCUGGUCAAUUCUGAGGUUGAACCAAUGGUUAGAUUAGACAAUGAAGGCCAUCGAACUGACAUUCGGACAUUAACAUUUAGCUCAGAUAAUCACAUGAUUCUAUCGGCAAGUGGUGAAUCACUUAAAUUGUGGAAUCGAUCAACCCGCCGAUGUAUAACAACCAUCAAAGAGGAUUUUGAAUAUGCAUUGUGUUCACUAUUUGUUCAUGGUAACAAAUAUGCUAUCACUGGAACCAAAACUGGUAAACUUCAAAUAUUUGACAUUGGCUUAGCGGAAAUAAUUGAGACCAUUGAAGCAUCCGAAUCGGGUAGACCAAUAUGGUCAAUAUGUGCUCACCCGGACGGAAAAAGUAUUGUCUCUGGAUCGGAGGAUAAGACUGUUAAAUUUUGGAACCUUGAACUAACUAAAUCAUCUAAAACCAACAAAAUGGUUAUCACUUUAAUCCAUACCCGAACACUGGCCACAGAUGAAGGUGUUCUUGGUGUUAAAAUAAGUUCUAAUAGUAGACUUAUAGCAGUUUCCAUGCUUGAUUGUACUGUUAAAAUUUUCUACCUUGAUACACUUAAAUUUUUCCUCUCUCUUUAUGGACAUAAAUUACCUGUUCUUUCAAUGGACAUUGCCGAUGAUUCGAGUAUCAUUGCCACGGGUUCAGGUGAUAAGAAUAUUAAAAUAUGGGGAUUAGAUUUUGGUGAUUGUCGUCGAUCAAUUUUCGCUCAUGAUGAGGCCAUAACCUGUGUCCAAUUUGUUCCCAAUUCAAAGUUACUAUUCACCUGUUCCCGAGAUAAAACAAUCAAAUACUGGGAUACAACUAAUUAUGAACGUAUUAUGACCCUUAAAGGUCAUCAAUCGGAAGUUUGGACUUUAGCAUGUUCACCUAAUGGUAAACACGUUGUUUCUGCUUCACAUGAUAAAACACUUCGACUUUGGAUGGAAACUGAUGAGCUACUUAUCCUCGAAGAAGAAAGAGAAAUCGAAAGAGAAGAGGAAUUAGAUGAAAAUAACGAUGGUGGAAUUGAAAGUAAUCAUAUAAUUCCCGGUGAUGGUAAUAAAGAAUCAUCUUUACCCGUUAAAUCAACCAAAGAAACUGUAAUUGCCACCGAACGAUUGAUCGAAGCAAUCGAAAUUUUCAAGGAAGAAAUCAAAUCAAAUGCCAUUUUCAAGGCUCAAUGUCAAUCAGCUGAAAGUUGUGGUAAAAAGUUGCCCAAACCAAUAGCACCUAAUCCAGUUCUAUCGGCUUUUAAAACGGAUGACCCAUACAGAUACAUUUACAUCAUUCUAACUCGUAUCAAACCAAGUGAAAUCCAAGAGACCCUAUUAAGUUUACCAUUUAAUUACGUUUCCGAUUUACUAAUCAUUCUGACAAAUCAUCUAGAAAAAGAUUGGGAUCGGGAAACAAUAUUAAAAUAUAUUUGUUUCCUUGUUAGAACUCAUUUUGGUCAAAUAAGCUCAACACCUCGACUUAUUCCCACCAUUGAUUCAUUAAGAAACCUUAUGAAACCCAAAUUGAUGGAAACAAAGAAUUUAUUUGGUUUCAAUCAAUCAGCACUUCAAUUCAUUCAAACUGAAAUUGAAUCUCGGGAAGAAGUGAAAUUAUUCUAUGAGACAUUUAAAAAGCGCGAGAAAAAUCGUAAUAAACGGAAAAAGGCAAAAAAGAUUGUUGAAAAUGCUCCCAUAUUAUCUUUACGAUAAUUGAAUAAGCAACGAAUUGAUUGUUAUACAGUUGAUUGGAUUGCGAGAGAUAAUUUUUACCUUUAAUCAAACUUUUUUUCUCAAGCCUUUUUUCACCAUCGCCAUAAAACCAUAACCAUUAUCAUCUUGACGGAUUGAUACACAACAUACACUCACACCGAUCACAUACAUAUUACAAUGAUAAUACAAUUACAGAUUAAUAAUGAUAAUGAUUAACUGAUUGUUAAUUCAUUAUAACCUGUGGUUGGUGUGUAUUAAACUCCCUUGUACAAAAGGGUAACUACAAUAAGAGAUAUUGAAGAAAAAAAAACUUUCAAAAUAAUAAAAUUGUUGCAAGAAAUAAAAACUCAUCUAAAUCAAACCAAUCAUAAUAA
Messenger RNA from Panonychus citri (citrus red mite), 3224 nucleotides. Its product is annotated as WD repeat-containing protein 3-like. The record is from RefSeq and is a predicted model, not a curated record. Bases 7 to 2850 code for a protein of 947 amino acids. Gene Ontology annotation, molecular function: protein binding; snoRNA binding. Gene Ontology annotation, biological process: maturation of SSU-rRNA. Gene Ontology annotation, cellular component: Pwp2p-containing subcomplex of 90S preribosome; small-subunit processome. NCBI's taxonomy places the organism in Eukaryota, Metazoa, Arthropoda, Arachnida, Trombidiformes, Tetranychidae. The transcript has 4 exons.